Phodopus roborovskii (desert hamster) is the source of this 1289-nucleotide messenger RNA. RefSeq names its product coiled-coil domain containing 54 (gene Ccdc54). The record is from RefSeq and is a predicted model, not a curated record. Lineage: Eukaryota; Metazoa; Chordata; Mammalia; Rodentia; Cricetidae. Bases 279 to 1256 code for a protein of 325 amino acids. The transcript has a single exon.
UCAGCAUCAGAUGAGGGCCACAGUAAGGAUCACAUGCUGUGGACUGUUAGUUCACAAAGGUCUGCAGUUAGGCUGCUGUGGAAGAGAUAGGCAGACCACCUAAGCCCGCCUGUUGCUGCCUUUGAUGGUCCCCAUGGGACAUUCAAUGAUGUGACCAGGAAAGAACUCCAACAAAUAGGAAGAUAAAGGCCAUCCAACAGAAAAAAAAAUCAUUUCUUUCCUUGAUUCCUGUCAUGCUUCCCAUCACUUUGUGUCUGGUAUCUCAGUGAGAAAAAAAAAUGUACCGAUUUCACACCAAAAGAGUGAAGGCUGCUGCUGAACGUGUGUGGACUUCAAAUCUCCACAAGAUCAGGCGAUCUCUUAAAAAUGUUUACCAGAAAUGUAAGACCCAGUGCUCAUAUUCAACUAGCCACCCAGCCAUGGAUUCUUACGACUGUGACCAGGAUGUUCUCAGUUUGAAUGAAGAAAUGAAUCUAACAGUGAUGCUCCAAGACAUCAAAGUGGGACAAACAGAACUCCUCAGCCAAAUGACUGAUAUUGUCAGUGCAAUAUCACAUAUCCAGGAUAAGACUGACCAUUAUCAGAAUCAGAUGGAAGUUCUAGAGACCAGAAUAAACAUUAACGAAGACAGACAAAUCUUAGCCACCAAAGACAUCCUCUCGAUGAGGGAAGACAUCGACGCUCUGAAGAAGAAGGUGAAGGAACUGGAAAGACAGAAUUCUUACUCCAGCAUACGCUGCCUGGAGGUUCUGGAGGGACAAAAGGGUAAAGAAAUUGUACAACUGUUCCAUAAGCUCCUACCACCAGACAUCCCAAAGGACACAGACACUGAAAGCUCUUCAACAGAAUCAGGAAGGGUGCCUAGUUAUCCAGAACCCACUGGUCCGAUUAAGGAAAAUACAGUGUCUUCUCAAAUUAAAUAUCUGAAGAAAAAUAACAGCCUUCGGAAUGCAUCCGUGAGUUGUAAAAAGGUAAGGUCAAAUAUUUAUAUUUACCCUGACUUCAGUACAUGGAUCAAGCUCACUUUUGUUCAUGGAGGAAAAUGGAGGUUUUUCCUCAAUGCCACCAAGUUAGAGGAAUUUGUCCAGUGGCUUCUGUCUAGGCCAGCCAUCCUUCCUGAGGAACCACAAAUAAUAUCCAGGAGAGACCGUGCCUUCACUGGACUCAUUGAAAACUUGACCACAAUCUGUCUUUCUCUUUUCAACUAUGUUUACUGCCUUUUUGGCUCCUCAAAACAGGAAAUAACUCGUCUUUAGAGUUAUUUUCUGCUUGGCUCAGUACAAAAUAAA